Messenger RNA from Strongylus vulgaris, 804 nucleotides. NCBI's taxonomy places the organism in Eukaryota, Metazoa, Nematoda, Chromadorea, Rhabditida, Strongylidae. The record is from the annotation of a GenBank genome assembly.
GUGACCACAGACCAAAAUGAAAGUAAUCGUGCACCACAAUUAGUAGCAAACCGCAUUGUUGGAAAUGGAAAUAUACAGGAUUUACCACCUACUAUACCGAGGUAUGAAGGUUCUGCUGGAAGCUAUACUGGACGCACUAUCUCCCGUGUGUUGUCACCUGCAUCGCGACCUAGUGUAGUGCAUGCCACAUCGGCUCCAGUGCGGUCAUCUGGAGGAGGAAAACUCCUCAUGGUCCGACGCUCGGAUGGUACAACACAAUUUUUACGACAAAUUCCACAAGGAGAAGAGUCAAAUGCGACGCAUCUGCCAGUUGUGAAAACUAGGAGCCAACAACCUCUUAUAGGCUCCAGAAUAGUGAGAGUAGCGAGUCGACAAGACCAGCCUACUUCUACCCGGCUUGUUUCUGCUCAUGGAGUAGAAGUCACUACUGCUCGCCAAGGAAUUGAGCAGACUGUAGAUCCGUUCAUGAAAAGGAUGGCUAUGGAGAAGGCAGCUUCUGGUUCAGUUACUGCUUCACAAGGCGCUCAUCGGCGGCAGGUGGGACGACCAGCUGAGGCUUACGAGGAGAUCUAUUAUGAACCAUCUGAGGACCAAGUUGUGUACACUGACGGAGUGCGGCCGAUCACGCGUCCCUCAAAUAGGUAUGGUCAAAAUACGGUUAUCUCGCGAAUGGUGCCUCGCAGCUCAAACGCAUUUGUUGGAAGGAGUCAAGCCAGCAACGUAAGAAUUUUGGAACUUGAACGUACGGAAGAUUUAGAGAAGAAACAAAUAAGGACUAAAUCUGCUGCUAAGCGUGCCGGCUAA